GCUGUCACCUGUGUCACAAUGGAAGAGAUGAGGAAGACUGCCGUGCAGAUGCAGAGGCCUGUAAAGACUGAGUGGAAUUCCCGGUGCGUCCUUUUCACCUAUUUCCAAGGAGACAUCAGCAGCGUCGUGGAUGAACACUUCUCCAGAGCUCUGAGCAAUGUCAAGAGCCCCGAGGGAUCGAGCCUGUCAAGCCAGAGUGAAGAUGUGAUCCUGAGGAAUGAUAGUGACAUGCCUCCAAAUCAGUGGCGUUUCUCUUCUCAGUGGACAAAGCCACAGCCAGAAGUAUCUUUUGCAAAUGGUGCUGCCAACUGCAGCUUGAAUGAGUCUGGUCCCAUGGCUAUGGAUCAGUACCCACCGUCCCUGACUGCGAGCCCCUCCAGUCAGCCUGGCGAGAUGUGGCAUUUCUCCUCCCUAGCCAGCCCCAGCUCCCCAGACCCUGGCUACUCUCAUGCCUUCUCUGCUGGGCAGCUGGUUCCAGAUCCCCAGCCUGAGGGGAAAUAUGAGCCCCUCCUAAGUCUCCUCCAGCAAGACAGAUGCUUAGCGCAUCCUCAAGAAUCUGCCAUGUGGGAGGAUUGCAACUCUGCCCAGAUAGCCGGAAGCACAGGAUCGCUCUUCAACCUGCCUCCCAGCUCAGCCCACUAUAAGAAAAUAUAUUUCCCCCCCGAUCGCGGUCCUGCCAGUGCUGGUGUUGCAUAUGAAAGUAAGUAUCUGGUUCUGCCUUUGAUAGUGUCUCUGUAUCCUGAGAACAAACUUGAGGAGAAGCUUGUAGCAUAA
Molecule: messenger RNA, 774 nt
Organism: Ceratotherium simum simum (southern white rhinoceros)
Lineage: Eukaryota; Metazoa; Chordata; Mammalia; Perissodactyla; Rhinocerotidae
Gene: VGLL1
Product: vestigial like family member 1
Biological process (GO): regulation of DNA-templated transcription
Cellular component (GO): nucleus
Source: RefSeq, a predicted model, not a curated record